Molecule: messenger RNA, 5704 nt
Organism: Sabethes cyaneus
Lineage: Eukaryota; Metazoa; Arthropoda; Insecta; Diptera; Culicidae
Gene: fkh
Product: protein fork head
Exons: 1
Coding region: 1760-3070 (436 amino acids)
Biological process (GO): cell differentiation; anatomical structure morphogenesis; regulation of transcription by RNA polymerase II
Molecular function (GO): RNA polymerase II cis-regulatory region sequence-specific DNA binding; transcription factor binding; protein domain specific binding
Source: RefSeq, a predicted model, not a curated record
UUCUGCUGUGUGCCAGCUGCGAUUGGCUGACACUGUUGUGUGUCCGCUGAGACUGGGCGAGUGUGAGAGAGAUGCAACGUUAGCAUCCAUUGCGGUCGCUCUCAAGGUGCACAACCCGGGCGCGAGAUUGGAUAACGUGUUGUUAAUACGGACUGCACCAAUACUGCCACGGCCUGUCCGUACUCAUUCCGUCACGCAAGAGGAUGUGUGUUUAAAGUUUAGUUGGGCACUUCAGUCGAAUAUUGUUUGAAAGCCAAAUAGUAGUUAUUCCCCUCUGCAAACAGUCACAUCUUGUUAUUCCGGAGAGGCAGGCAGACAAAGUUUGUACAACAUUAUAAUAUAUAAACAUAAUAUAACAAUAAAGCUCCCGCGCGCGCGAGCUAACGCUUUUCCACGGGAAUUCUAGUGCGCUGUUUCUGGAAUUGCGAAGCGGAUUUUCCUCGAUUGAAGGCGAAAUUUUCCGCAGCGCGCGUAGCUUAGUCUUUUUGCGAAUAAACCAGGAGUUUCUGUCCGAUCGACGGGCGGUUGAAAAAAAAGAAGAAGAUAGGAGUGAGUACCAACGUGAGUGAGUGGCUGCCACGGGUGUUUCGUUGUGGGAGGCGGCAAUUGAAGUGAAUUUUGACGUUUCUGAUGCUCCCCGACAGACCGGCCAUUUGGCGUAUGUGAAAAAGUUACGCUCAGUGUGGUGGUUCAUUGGAGCACUUUCGGGGGAUAUUUCGGCACUCAUACAGACGAACAUUCGACCGCACGCACGACGCAUCCAACGCAACGGAGUCCUUCGGGAGGCAGCAGUUGUAGUGGUUGAAGGACGUAAAAUCCCGAACCGGAGCAGCGCCGACAACGACGACUACGACGACGUCGACAACGCGCGGUCCGAAAGAGAGUGCCAUCGACUGAAGCGCACAUAUUUGCUUUUUCAAUCAGUAAAACGACACUGGUGUUUGGGUUGCAACGAGUCAACAUUGAACCGAGCUAAGGGAAGGAGCUGCUUCCAAGCUGGUGUGGCACCCAGGAAAACGCUUAAGCCUUAAUCCUCAAGAGUGUGACGGCGACGUCGAUGACGAACCUGUUGAAAUUCCCCCCAGGAUUCGAAGUGUGUACGUAAACGAUGUUUGCUAGCUAAAGGCUGACGAAAACGAAGGACUUUUGCCGUUCCAGCGACGGAGCGGGUGCUAGUUAAGUUUUUGUGUCCACACAAAACUCGGUUUCGAACAUCUCGACGGUGACCAGGCUUUGACGCUGGCCGAUUAGUGCUCGGUAGACUCGUUCUAGUGUGUCGUUCAAGAUCCGGCCAAGUUCCGAAGUGACGGUUUUCGAAGCAGUGCAAGGAACAGAAAGGAACGGACGUGGUGAACUGUUUGUGUUUAUUAUUGAAUUUUAAACAGAGUCUUGGGCAGUGUGUCCUGUGUGACAGGAUCCGAAUAUCGAAGGAAUACCCCAAGUGAUAGGUGUGUGAAUGCAUAGCAAACAACAAAAUGCUCACCGUAGAUAACGACUGACCCGUUGGGAGGUGAUAAACUAUUUUGGGUGAUUAAACUUGCCGGUGAAGAGGAAUGUGAAUCGAAUACUCGAAUACUGAGAAAUUGAGCGAUUGAAUGAGAUGAUUGAUCUAGUGCUGGUCGAAAAAUUUGUAUUCGAAAGUGAUUUUGAUUGAUUUGUUUGUAUGCUCAGCUUAGGGAGAAACGUAGCAAACAAACUAAGAGCUUGUAGUAUUGAAGUAUUUUAGGAAGACCCAAAACGAUUACUCAGUGAAGUGAAAAUGCAAAAACUUUACCCGGAAACGUCCAUCAACAGUACGAGUAUGGCCGGCGGAAAUAUGAGUCCUAUGACGUCGACGUACAGUAUGAACAGCAUGGGAAUGACCGUCGGCGGAAUGUCAUCGGUUUCUCCGCAAGGUGGUACCUUCGGAGCGUCAGUGCUUGGCAAUCCCGGAAUGGGAGGAAUGGGAGCCGCUAUGAAUUCUAUGCCCGGCAAUUGCCUAGCUUCGACUCCGAUCGGUUACAGUUCAAUGGGAUCGCCGAUUCCAAAUAUGGGCUCUUGCAUGGGCGGUAAUAGCAUGAGUACAAUGUCUGCUAUGGGUGGUUAUUCAAGCGUCGCUGGCAGUCGAGAAGUACUUGGAGACCCGGGUUCUCCCAAUUCGGCAGCUUUACAACGGGUACGGACAGAAAAACCGGCAGCCAUCUACCGAAGGAAUUACACCGCCGCUAAACCCCCGUACUCGUACAUCUCUCUGAUCACGAUGGCCAUCAACAAUAGCCAGAAUCGCAUGUUAACUCUAGCCGAAAUCUAUCAGUUCAUCAUGGAUCUGUUUCCGUUCUAUAGACAGAAUCAACAGCGAUGGCAAAAUUCGAUCCGACACUCGCUUAGUUUCAACGAUUGUUUCGUCAAAGUGCCCCGUACUCCGGACAAACCCGGCAAAGGUUCCUUCUGGACGCUGCAUCCCGACUCGGGUAACAUGUUCGAGAAUGGCUGUUACCUUCGGCGACAGAAACGAUUCAAGGACGAGAAGAAAGAAGUUCUUCGCUCGAUGCACAAAAGUCCCUCGCACAGUCUGGGAGCAACCAGCCCUGACAAAAAGGACUCUCACGAUGAUCAUCACCAUCACCAUCGGGAGCCGAAAAUAUCGUCCGAUACGCACGGAAUGUUGAAUGCCGCUCAUGGCAAAGAGGUUGACGCCUUGGCCAUGCUUCACGCCACCACUGAUUUAGCCUGUCUGGCUCAGCAAUCUCACCCGCAGCAUGGUUCCCAUCAUCAGCAGCUCCAGCAAGAGGAAUUGACCGCCAUGGUUAACCGGUGCCAUCCGUCGCUGCUUGGCGACUAUCAUUCGAUGCAUCUGAAGCAGGAACCCUCCGGCUAUACGCCCUCUAGUCAUCCGUUCUCCAUAACCCGAUUGCUGCCAGCCGAGUCGAAAGCGGACAUCAAAAUGUACGACAUGAGCCAAUACGCCGGUUACAAUGGACUUAGUCCACUGCAAAAUUCGCACGCGGCCGCGGCAGCGCUCGGACAGGAUUCCUACUAUCACCAGAGUCUCGGUUACCACCAUUCAUCCGCUGGAACUACCAGCUUGUGACAUCAGUAUCCGUUGGCAUAAGUGAAGCUAAAGAACUACUACAACUGCAGCGGCGGUAGCAGCAACAGCAACACUCAUCCGAACGCCAACAUGCACCAGUUUACCCAGCCGACGGUCGGUGGCGGCUUCCAGCAUAACGGUAACCCAAUCAGCAGGCCCGCCUGCCACAGCAUUUCCGACACUGUCCAUCAUUUUCAAUUCUAAACAGCAAGGUAAUAAAGUUUGUAAAAUAAACCUCCCACGCUAGGAUAGAGAACAGGACAAAAAAUAAACACUGUUGUUGUACAUAGCAGACGAAGAGAAGUGUAGAUAGAAAGAGAGUGAUCAGUUUGGUUGGGUUGAAUGAGCUUCCGAAAAUUUUUGGAGUGGUACCACGCGCCAAAAACGCGCCCUCGCACGGCGAUCAAGCGAAACCGCAAGUCACCUUUCUGGGACUGCCUCAUUGCUUGCCCAUGCUCAGCCAGUGUUCGCAACAGUGUCCCAUAUGAUAGUUGUUUACAAGUAACGAGACCCAAUUGAUAUAGCAACAUUUCUGAACCGCCUAUUGACUUCAAUCGAUCGAUUACCAUUCACCGCUAGAUUCCCUCUCGCAGCUUCCUCGUAUAGCCUGCUCCCAACGGCUACCGACGAGCUUGGAAUCAAUAAAGCACGCAUCCAUUUCCAUUAUGGAAAACAUCACCGAAGCGCGUCUUCAAGAGGGCUACUGAACAACUCGAGUCUCAGCUCGUAAAGGUCGGGCUUUUAAUUGAUUCUCUCGUUCGUUUGCACGUUCGUACUUACGUACCCUACGUACAGGUUUCGAAAUAAGCACACUUCAUCUUGUUCCGCGGUUGCCCUCGCCCGUCACCGCUUUUCCGCUGGUUUCCCCCCUGCCGGCCCGGUGACCGGAAUGAAUUGUGCCGCAAUGAGACACGUUCGUUGUCUUUCGUUGGCUGCGGCGUGGCGGCUGCUGACUCCUCAAUUGAGGUCAUCACCGUUUUCCCCGUUCCUCGCGCCCGUCUGCCAUUGCUUCUUUCUCGAAUGUCGCUGGAAUCGAUCGUCACCGGCCGACGGACGGCGCGGCCUGCGGUGGAUGCUGAUCGGCGGUUAGAAAGCUUCCUACGUACAGACAACCCGGCCUAGGGUGGUUCUGUUUGCUGUACGCACCGUGGUGAACGUUGAGGUGGAUUAGAACGGAGUAUCAUCUUGCUACGGCGAUGCCGAUGGUAUCAACGUACUGCAUAUUAUUACAAGCCUAUUAACAAAGCGGAAAUUGUUUAACAAAACUUGAAAUGGUGCGAAUCUGCUUAAAAUGUGUUGUGAUUUUUCCUAACUUUUUGAUUUUUUCUAAACUUUAAAAGCAUCUAAAAUAGCUAAUCUCAAUCUAAGAUAGCUUUGUUACUUGUCUUCAAGUUCCGCUUGACGAUAGCCCAAUAUUUUUUUAUGGGUGCUCUGGCGUGCUGGGAGGAAUCUUGCCUUUAGGUACAACUUGCAUGUAAUUGGCGGUAUAUCACUCCAAAGCCUUAGUUCCGUAUUGGCAGGAUGCCAAAUCCGGCCAAAACAGCACGGAACAGCACGAUGUUGUUUCGAGAAUGGCUGUGAAUAUUUUAUUGGUUAUUCGUUUUCAGGCAUUUUCUGGUUUAUGGUUCCAGUUGUAGCGAAAAUACUUUUUCAAGCCACUGCUAGAAACAUCCUGCUAAACCAAAUAUUACUUCGACAGAUUGAUAUGCUUGGAAAUUAUUUCCAGUUGCCAUAUAAAACUUCUUCCCAGCAAGCUUUUAGAAAUCUGCCUUGACGCAGAUUUGGUCUUCCUUCACCAUGCAAUCGUCAGUAUCCGCUCUCGUUUUUUAAGUUUCUUGUUUUUUUCUAUUGUUGAGAUUUUACCCUUAUUUCGUAUUUCGAACGAAUGUGAAUGUUAUUCUUCAUUCCGCCAGCGAAAUCAAACGGGCAAAACAAAUCGUUCGAAACAAGUCGAUCAAAAUGCAAAAUAGGGGUGUUAGUAAGUAACCUUCUUAUAAAUCGACAAAUCGGCUCUUUCUGUAGCUCCAUGCACGGUUGUAGACGACACUCUCAUCUUGUUUGCGACAUCUUGAACAGAGCGGUUGAGGUUCCGCGUGGAAGCUUUCGAUUUCCCCCGAAUCCAAGCUUUCUGACUGUCGACAACCGUUCCUCAAUUGCUUUUAUUACGAUGGUGACGGUUGAUUUGGCCACUUUUAAUGAUUUUCCCAACUCAACGUGCGAGAAGUUUGGAUUUUAGCGAAACGCGAGUGAAAUUUUGAUGCGUUGCUUCUCUUACUUGGACGCCAUUUUCAUAACUAUAGAGUAACUGCCAGAAUCAAAAUAGAGGAACCCGAAUAUAUCCGACACUGUGGGUAAAACCCACACCCCUCGGUUUUUUAAGUUAUAAGCUGUUUUUUUGCAAAUCGUCUAAAACAUUCUGUUUACACUUGUUAUUUCUUACAUUUCGAGCAUUUUUAUACCACCAAAGUUCCAUAGCUAUAAAAAAACAGCAAAACAAGACCGGUAAGCAGUGAAGAAACAGUCCUUGUAUAAUUUCGCAAGUGGAAUUUAAGUGUUUUAGUAGGAAAAAUUUGUAAAAAUUCGAUGUAUUUUGCAUCCUUGAUUUAUCAGCGAUUAUUCUUUAGUCUGCUUUGU